UGCAACCCAUCACAUAACACCCCCCAACCCAAAUCUAUAAGAAAACCCAAUUAUCCCCAUUAGGUUAUUCAGUUCCUGCUAAUACCUCGAGUUCGUACGUGCGGUUUUGUAAAGCAGGGAAUAGAUGUCAUCAUCAUCAACUUCAUGCACAAGCAACAACCAAAGCCCCAUUCCUUCCUCAUCGCAAAAGAGAAAGGCAGGAAGGAAGAAGUUCAGGGAGACACGUCAUCCAAUCUAUAAAGGUGUGAGGAGAAGGAAUGGAAAAUGGGUGUGUGAAGUUAGACAACCAAAUAACAGCAUGGCACGUAUAUGGUUAGGCACGUUUACAAGCCCAGAAGAGGCAGCCAGGGCACAUGACGUGGCAGCCUUGUCUUUUAAAGGAGACUCGGCUUCUCUUAAUUUCCCUGACUCGGCUCAUAUGUUGCCAAGACCCAAGUCGAGCUCUAUAAGGGACGUUCAAUGUUGUGCUGCCUUGGCUGCUGCUUCAGCUUCUUCGGCAGACCGGGUCGGUUUUGAUCACACUGCGGAGAAGGUGAUGAAUGGGAGUUCGAGAAAGUUGUUUGUUGAUGAAGAAGAAUUGUUUAAUAUGCCAGGAUUGCUUCACAGCAUGGCAGAAGGGUUGAUCAUCAGUCCGCCAGCAAUGUAUGAUCAUCAAGGGUUCGAUUGGGAUACCGUGGACCUCACUUUGUGGUGACUGAUUUCACCAUUGUAUUAGUGUUAAAGCAUGAUAGGAUCUUAAUACAUAUUGUAAUACGCUGCUUCACCAUUACUAAUUAUUAGUAAGAGUAAGAGAGGAUCCCUACAUCUGCAUUUCCUUGA
This is a messenger RNA of Tripterygium wilfordii, 819 nucleotides long. Its product is annotated as dehydration-responsive element-binding protein 1A-like. Gene Ontology annotation, molecular function: DNA-binding transcription factor activity; DNA binding. The coding region runs from base 125 to 694 and encodes 189 amino acids. Lineage: Eukaryota; Viridiplantae; Streptophyta; Magnoliopsida; Celastrales; Celastraceae. The record is from RefSeq and is a predicted model, not a curated record. Gene Ontology annotation, biological process: regulation of DNA-templated transcription. The transcript has a single exon.